GGAUAAAGCAAUGGAAAGAAUGGCAAUGUAAAUGACCCAACCAGAACACUAGAAGUGUCAAUUCAAGUGUCGAGAACAGGGGCACCAACAACGUGGAUGUACAAGUGCAAACAAAAGCUGCACCAAAGGCAAAUCAGAAGGUUAAUGCACAGUUUCUGGUUGCAUAUUAUUAGGGAAUGGUUAUGCAUUUGAAUACAUAAAUAAAAUAACAAGGGUGGUGUUUUGUCAUUAGAAUGAACUUUGGAAUUGACAUUCAUUAUCAGUUGACAUAGAUAGGUUGGCGAAUGGGAUUUCAUCUUUACUCUAAGAGUGGGCGUACCCAAUGAGACUGAUCAAUGUUCAUUUCCUUCUUAGUAAGUGUGAAGUUUGGGCUCAUCGGUAGUCUCCUAAAGGUCCUAAACUAUACAACUCUGUGAUUUUGAUGUAUUUUUUGAUUCUCCUUGCUGCUUUAUUUAAUUUGUACCAAACUACUAAUUGACCAAUGUAACUACUCCUGGGGAGGGCUUAUGACUUGUGAGGGAACACAGUAGUAGAAAGGGGAAAUACAGUUGAUAUGUCAGCUAGCAUUCUAGCAAUUAUUACCUCACUUAAUUAACAAGCUAGUCACCUCUCAAACUUUAGCGGUUAGUAUUCCAAUUCCCAAAUCUGUUUCAUAUAUAUACCCUUGACUGGCUUUCAUUUGUUGCACAACCUCUUCAUAUCUUCCACACUCCAACAUAAACCACAGUUCUCUUUCUCAAUCUGUGAACCUCCAUCUCUUAUCAGCACAGAUAGAAAACUAGUGAAGCAUCCAAAUCUUGCAAAUAGCCUCUAAAUUUAGUACAAGUUGAAAAAAAGGCCACAUAACCAACCUAGUCUUGCCUUCUUCAUCUUUAGUUUCCUUCAACCCUCAUAUAUUUUCUUUCUCUUGGUGAAUAUGUCGGCUGCCGUGGAAGCUAUGUCUGCAACCAAAGAUGUCGGUUUCAGUUCUCAAGUGCAGGAAGUGGAGUUUAAGAAUGAUAAGAACAGCAACAAGGAUGCAGGUGGCGAACCAAGCCUGCAUCACCAUGACGAAAAUGAUGAGCUUAAAGAUGAGGUUGAUCCAGAUGAAGAGGAUGAGCUUGCCACAUUCAAAUGUGACAAAGAAUUGGUUCUUGGCCCCAAGUUUUCUCUCAAGGAGCAGCUUGAGAAGGAUAAAGAUGAUGAGAGUUUGAGGAAAUGGAAGCAGCAACUUCUUGGGAGUGUUGAUCUCUCUGCACUAGCUGUUGGAGAGAGUAAAGAAGCAGAAGUGAGGAUUUUAAGUCUGACAAUGAUGUUCCGGGAGCGGCCUGAACUUGUGCUGCCGAUUCCAUUCACCAACAAACCAAAGAGCAGUCUUUUCACACUCAAAGGAGGAAGCAAGUACCGAACCAAAUUCACAUUCACUGUCUCCAAAAACAUUGUCUCAGGCCUCAUGUACACCACCUCUGUCUGGAAGACUGGUGUCAAAGUGCACAGUUCAAAAAGAAUGCUUGGAACCUUUAGUCCUCGACCAGAUCCUUAUACGUAUGAAACCGAAGAAGAUACUACCCCUUCAGGCAUGUUUGCAAGGGGCUGGUAUUUUGUGAGAACAAAAUUUCUGGAUGAUGAUGGAAAAUGCUAUUUGGAUGCUAGUUACUACUUUGAAAUCCAGAAGAACUGGGCAGCACCCUCUUGAAAUCUUUUUCAUUUCCGCAUUAUCUUGUCAUAAUUAAUUGGCUUGGUGAUGGUUUCAAAUGACCAUUUUAAUUUAGUGAGUGAUGGGAAUAAUAUUUCUCUGGCAUGUUGUAUCUUAAUUGUAACCAUGUUUCUAUGGGAAAAUUGCAAUCCAAAUUUCAAUUCAAUA
This is a messenger RNA of Rosa rugosa (rugosa rose), 1843 nucleotides long. RefSeq names its product rho GDP-dissociation inhibitor 1-like. The record is from RefSeq and is a predicted model, not a curated record. Bases 917 to 1675 code for a protein of 252 amino acids. Gene Ontology annotation, biological process: Rho protein signal transduction. NCBI's taxonomy places the organism in Eukaryota, Viridiplantae, Streptophyta, Magnoliopsida, Rosales, Rosaceae. Gene Ontology annotation, cellular component: cytoplasm; cytosol; membrane. Gene Ontology annotation, molecular function: Rho GDP-dissociation inhibitor activity; protein binding. The transcript has 5 exons.